AUGAAAAGUGUUGUAAUUGAUGCUGAUUUUAUGCGUGGGGUGUGGCGUAGUGGUUUACUUCUUAUUCUUUUUCUUCUUCCUCCUCAGUCUACUUCUUCUUCUUUUUCUUCUUCCUCCUCAGUCUACUUCUUCUUCUUUUUCUUCUUCCUCCUCAGUCUACUUCUUCUUCUUUUUCUUCUUCCUCCUCAGUCUACUUCUUCUUCUUCUUCCUCUUCUUCCUCAGUCUACUUCUUCUUCUUUUUCUUCUUCCUCCUCAGUCUACUUCUUCUUCUUUUUCUUCUUCCUCCUCAGUCUACUUCUUCUUCUUUUUCUUCUUAUUUCUCAGUCUACUUCUUCUUCCUCUUCUUCCCCAGUCUACUUCUUCUUCUUCUUCUUCCUCCUCAGUCUACUUCUUCUUCUUUUUCUUCUUCCUCCUCAGUCUACUUCUUCUUCUUUUUCUUCUUCCUCCUCAGUCUACUUCUUCUUCUUUUUCUUCUUCCUCCUCAGUCUACUUCUUCUUCUUUUUCUUCUUCCUCCUCAGUCUACUUCUUCUUCUUUUUCUUCUUCCUCCUCAGUCUACUUCUUCUUCUUUUUCUUCUUCCUCCUCAGUCUACUUCUUCUUCUUCUUCCUCUUCUUCCUCAGUCUACUUCUUCUUCUUCUUCUUCCUCCUCAGUCUACUUCUUCUUCUUUUUCUUCUUCCUCCUCAGUCUACUUCUUCUUCUUUUCUUCUUCCUCCUCAGUCUACUUCUUCUUCUUUUUCUUCUUCCUCCUCAGUCUACUUCUUCUUCUUUUUUCUUCUUCCUCCUCAGUCUACUUCUUCUUCUUUUCUUCUUCCUCCUCAGUCUACUUCUUCUUCUUUUCUUCUUCCUCCUCAGUCUACUUCUUCUUCCUCUUCUUCCCCAGUCUACUUCUUCUUCUUCUUCUUCCUCCUCAGUCUACUUCUUCUUCUUUUUCUUCUUCCUCCUCAGUCUACUUCUUCUUCUUUUCUUCUUCCUCCUCAGUCUACUUCUUCUUCUUUUCUUCUUCCUCCUCAGUCUACUUCUUCUUCUUUUUCUUCUUCCUCCUCAGUCUCUUCUUCUUCUUUUCUUCUUCCUCCUCAGUCUACUUCUUCUUCUUCUUCCUCUUCUUCCUCAGUCUACUUCUUCUUCUUUUUCUUCUUCCUCCUCAGUCUACUUCUUCUUCUUUUUCUUCUUCCUCCUCAGUCUACUUCUUCUUCUUUUCUUCUUCUUUUCUCAGUCUACUUCUUCUUCCUCUUCUUCCCCAGUCUACUUCUUCUUCUUCUUCUUCCUCCUCAGUCUACUUCUUCUUCUUUUCUUCUUCCUCCUCAGUCUACUUCUUCUUCUUUUUUCUUCUUCCUCCUCAGUCUACUUCUUCUUCUUUUUCUUCUUCCUCCUCAGUCUACUUCUUCUUCUUUUCUUCUUCCUCCUCAGUCUACUUCUUCUUCUUUUCUUCUUCCUCCUCAGUCUACUUCUUCUUCUUUUUCUUCUUCCUCCUCAGUCUACUUCUUCUUCUUCUUCCUCUUCUUCCUCAGUCUACUUCUUCUUCUUUUUUUUCUUCUUCCUCCUCAGUCUACUUCUUCUUCUUUUCUUCUUCCUCCUCAGUCUACUUCUUCUUCUUUUCUUCUUAUUUCUCAGUCUACUUCUUCUUCUUCCUCUUCUUCCCCAGUCUACUUGUUCUUCUUCUUCUUCCUCCUCAGUCUACUUCUUCUUCUUUUUCUUCUUCCUCCUCAGUCUACUUCUUCUUCUUUUUCUUCUUCCUCCUCAGUCUACUUCUUCUUCUUUUUCUUCUUCCUCCUCAGUCUACUUCUUCUUCUUUUUCUUCUUCCUCCUCAGUCUACUUCUUCUUAUUAUUAUUUCUUAGUCUACUUCUUCUUCUUCUUCUUGUAUUUCAUUCCUAUCUCUUUUUUUCCUCCUCAUCCUCUCUUCUUCUUCUUCUUCUUCUCCAUCAUCAUCAUCAUCAUCUUCUUCUUUCUAAUAGCGAUGUAA
Molecule: messenger RNA, 1965 nt
Organism: Acanthosepion pharaonis
Lineage: Eukaryota; Metazoa; Mollusca; Cephalopoda; Sepiida; Sepiidae
Source: the annotation of a GenBank genome assembly